Gymnodraco acuticeps is the source of this 960-nucleotide messenger RNA. RefSeq lists its product as uncharacterized. The transcript has 7 exons. Lineage: Eukaryota; Metazoa; Chordata; Actinopteri; Perciformes; Bathydraconidae. The record is from RefSeq and is a predicted model, not a curated record. Bases 34 to 876 code for a protein of 280 amino acids.
GCUUCUGCUCCAACGUACGUCAUCACAGCAGCCAUGGAGGGUGAACCAUUUAUUGAUGCUUAUAAUGACAACACAAGCCCAGAAUACAAAGAGUUAGAAACACGACUUCUAUCAACGUGUUCUAAGAUAUACAAAGCCAAAUAUGGAAACAGAUUUUCCCAAUGCAAGUUGAAAAAGCUCAGAGCUUUAGCAGUAAGGGAGACCGGAACUGAAGCAGAAAUGGGAGUUGUGUUCAACAGCACUACUCCUCUUGCAGAUCUCCCACAGAAUAAUGAAGUGGGUCAAACCUUAGUAGAAGCUGUGAAUAAUACCAACAGUACCUUCGACGUGAGCAUAAGUCCUGAUUCAGUCAAAGUUGAAUCAGGUCCAGUCCCAACUACAACUACAGCACCUACAACUGCUAAACCUAAAACGGCAGCACCUAUAACUGCACGACCUGCAACUGCAGCACCUACUACUAUAGCCCUUAUAACAAAAAGGGUGACUUUCAGAUCUGUCCUAGAUACAUUUACCAAUGACUUGCUGAAUCCAUCUUCUGCUGCUUAUAAAGGUCGAGCUACAAUGAUAAAUACUCAGCUUACACCUGUUUUCCAAAAGAUAUUCCCUUUGUCGUUCAAAUCACUAGAUGUUGUUUCAUUCAGUAACGGAUCAAUCAUCAAUGUCAUUGAUGUUUCAUUUGGAAGCACAUCUGCUCCUAAUAGCACUCAGAUUGCGAACGCUUUGAUCAACGCAGCUUCAACAGUCGUUGGAUUCGACAUUGAAGGCAGCUCCAUUGGCGUAAAUGGCAUAUCUUCCAGUGGAGUAAGACAGGAGAUCAGCCUUGUCACCGCAUCCUGCCUCUGUCUGUUGUCAUGGAUACUAUCAAACCAGCAAUAGCUUUAGGGCUGUUGUUACAAUUUUAAUUUUAAUCACUAAAUGACUUCCAUCACUGGAAUGAAAAAUGAUUCAUGGUGAAAUACU